Vombatus ursinus (common wombat) is the source of this 828-nucleotide messenger RNA. Its product is annotated as WAS/WASL-interacting protein family member 1-like. The record is from RefSeq and is a predicted model, not a curated record. Bases 1 to 564 code for a protein of 187 amino acids. Lineage: Eukaryota; Metazoa; Chordata; Mammalia; Diprotodontia; Vombatidae. The transcript has 5 exons.
AUGGUCUUCCCUUUUGUGGAGACCAGGACACUCCUGCCUCGACCUCCCCAUUCCCCUCUUUCUCCUUCCCCUCUCCAUUUCCGUAAAGGGGCCUCUCCUCCACAACCCCAAGCCAAAUUCAGCUGCUGCCCCUCAACUUCAUGUCAGCCACGAGCACACCUCCAGAUGGAGGAUGAACUGCGGCUUCCUCCCCUACCCCCUCCCCUCCCUCUUCCCUUCCUCCUCUGCUCUGGGAAGAGACUAUCCCCGCCCUGCAGUUACGUCACAAUAGGGGGAUGUGAGUGGGGCGCUAGCAGCUCGGGGUCUGCGUACCCUUCACCCGCCUCCCUUCCACUCCCCCCCACACCCUUUCCCCCCGUUGAGCCCAUCUCAUCUCCACCUUCCAGACUGACAGACCCUGAGGGUCCUGCGAGUGCCCAAGUGGCAGUGUGUGAGGGAGGAAAAGAAAAUGGAGCACAACUGAUGGAUGAAUUUGGGAAAAGAUGUGCCAUGUGUAACACCUGUGGACCUCUCACCUCCUGGACAGGAAGGAACUCUCUAGAGGUUAACAACAGGAACAUCUGAGGAGUCUCUACCAGUAACUUCAAAUGAUAAAGGAAACCCAAUGAAGUGGUGCCCUUGAAGACAUGCUAUUUUCCAGACUGCUCCAAGGAAAGAUGUGCCAGGGACCAGACAACUGUAUGGAUGUCUGAGAUUCAGUGUGAAAUGGACUGAUUGAAUGGAUAUUGGGAAGGAGUACUAAAUUGCAAGGAGACAAUUUUUUGUUAAUAUUGAUGUCCAUUAAAUGUUUUACAUGAUUGCACAUGUUUACACUAUAUUAAAUUGCUU